This is a messenger RNA of Varanus komodoensis (Komodo dragon), 5159 nucleotides long. RefSeq names its product WASP homolog associated with actin, golgi membranes and microtubules (gene WHAMM). Gene Ontology annotation, cellular component: endoplasmic reticulum-Golgi intermediate compartment membrane; cytoplasm. Gene Ontology annotation, molecular function: actin binding; Arp2/3 complex binding. Gene Ontology annotation, biological process: Arp2/3 complex-mediated actin nucleation; endoplasmic reticulum to Golgi vesicle-mediated transport. The coding region runs from base 137 to 2548 and encodes 803 amino acids. The record is from RefSeq and is a predicted model, not a curated record. NCBI's taxonomy places the organism in Eukaryota, Metazoa, Chordata, Lepidosauria, Squamata, Varanidae. The transcript is spliced from 10 exons.
ACAAAGUUUGCGGGAGUUCUAGAACGUUGGGGUGCCUUUGAAGUUCAAAGCACGGCGCGGCCCGCGGGAGAAGCGCCGGCCCCGUUUCCGCCUCUGCCUGCAGGCUAAGUGCCAGGCCAGGAGCGGCGGUCGCGCCAUGGACGAGGAGGAGGCGCAGCCGGAUAGCCUGGACGGGUGGGUGGCCAUCAGGGAGAACCUCUUCGGCCUGCCCGAGCCGCCGCACAAGCUGCGCUUCCUAGUCGCUUGGAACGCCAUCGAGAGCAAGUUCGCCCUGACCUGCCACAAUCGGACCUUGCAAGAGCAGGCGGGAGACGCGGAGCGGGACGGCGGCGAGCAGCGGUUGAGCUGGGCCGGCCUGUACUCGCCGCAGGCCUUGCAGGGCAUCCACCGGCAGCUGGCGGCCUUGAGCCCGCCGCUCGAGCCCUACUUCCCCGAGCUGCCGCCGGCGCUGACCGGCCCCAGCGGCCUGUGGGCGUUGCUGUUUCCCCGCUGCCCCGUGCUGGAAGAGGCCGAGCUGGAGGCGCUGUGCCGCCGUCUGGAGAGCUACCUGGGCUGGGCGUUGGAGGUGUGCGGCCGGAAAGUGCUGCUCGACACCCUCUUCACUCAGGAUCAGGAAGAAGAGGACGAGUAUUUCGAGAACCUGCACGAGUUUCGGAGGAAAGCGCUGAAGGCGCGGCUGACCUGCGCCAAGGAGGCCUUGCGGAGGGUUCUCCACCAGCAUGAAGAUGCUGACAAGUUGGUAGCCUUAUUGGAGCUCUACGAGGAGGAAGAUGAAGCUUAUUGGGAGCUGGUCACUGUGGCAACUGGAUUCUAUCAAUAUUUAUUGCAGCCGUUUAGAGAUAUGCGAGAACUGGCAACAUUAUACAGACUGGAGAUCUUGAAAUCCUUGCAGGCUGACCGGCUGGGCCCCAGAAGGAAAGAAGCCUUGCAGAAGGAGGCUGGGGAGUGGACAGAGCAGGUCGAAGAUGCCGUGUGCUCCAUUCAGGACAUCACCGUCAGUUACUUCAAGGAAACGGUGAUGGCACUAGCAGCAAUGCAGAAGCAGAUGGAGAAAGACCGAAAGCGCUUUGGCCAGGCGGCCUGGGCAUCUGCUUCUCCCAGAUUAGAGAACCUGAAGUACCUGUUAGCAAAAGAGACCCUCCAGUACAUGAGAGCCAAGGAGCUUUGCCUGAAACAUAAGAGAGCCGACAUCCAGAAGCAGAUGGAGACACUUGACAAGCAAGAGAAGAACAUGGCUUGUGUUGAGGAACUGGAAAUAGAAUAUUAUGAAACCCAGCUGGAGCUGUAUGAGGUGCAGUUUGAGAUACUGAAGAAUGAAGAAAUGCUGCUUAUUACACAGUUGGAGACUUUAAGGAGGCGGAUGAAAGAGAUUCAGGAUGAAGUCAUUUACUAUGAUACAUGUGAAAAUCCUGAUGAGUUAAAAGCUGCCGAGCAGGCCCUGGAAGAAACCCACAUGCCUUCUUCUGAAUUGGCUCAGUUGAGACAGAAGAUGCAGCAGCUGGAGACAAAGCGGGGGAUUAUCUGCUCCAGGAGAGCAUAUCUCAGGAACAAAAAAGACCAGUGUGAGGAAAGCCGCCAGCUCAGGCUCCAGCAGGCACAGGAGAGCAGCCGGCAUUUCCAGCAGCAUCACAGCAUUCAGAUCAAAAGGGACAAGAGGAAAGAUGAGGAGAAAAAGAAGAAAGCUUGGAUAAAGCAGGAGAGAGAGAAAACCCUGGAGAGGCUGAAAACGUUCAAAGAAAAAUGUCCGGCUCAGUUUGUGGUGAAAACGCCCCGUUCCCAGCCCUUGAACUCCAGACAGCCCCAGGGAGGGGCUCAGCGAUCCCCAGCAGCCCCGGCCUCCUGCCAGCCUUCCCCAGCAGCCCCGCAGCCUCGGUCGAUCGGCAGGGGGGCCGCCGCAAAGCAGCUGAGGGCCUCCCGCCCGUCACCAGCCAAGGACUCCAAGGCCCCUCGGCAGAAGCGCUCGAAGGAUAUACCCAUCCAGAUAUUUGCACCGCCAGGUGGUCCAGAAGAGCACAAGAUGUGUGAGGGGGUGCCGCCUCCCCCACCGCCGCCGCCGCCUCCCCCACCGCCGCCCCCUCCACCGCCGCCGCCCCCUCCACCGCCACUGCCUAGCAUGCAGCCUGCCUGCUUAAGGAUGGGGCGAAGCAGAGAGGAGCCCUCGGCCCUUGUGUGCGGGGACCCUCCGAGGGGAAGCGCCUCCACAGAAAAGGCGGACUGUCCACCCAGGUGCUCCGCCAAUACCUACACAGGAACCAUGGAUGAGGUGCUGGCUUCACUCAAGCGGGGUGAAACUCUUCUCCGGAAAGUGGAGCUGCCCUCUCGGGAGGUGUCUUCCAGCUCGUUCCUCAACGACAGCAUCCUCGCUGCCAUCAGGCAAGGAGUCAAGCUGAGGAAAGUCAGCCAGAAGCCCAGGCCGGAGGUCGAGAAAGGCAGCAGUAGUGAGCUGCAGAGGAGCAUCGAGGCUGCGAUCCAGAGAAUCAAGAAAGUGUCGGCGGACUCAGAAGAGGAUGAAAACAAUGACUGCAACAGUGGAGAAUGGAAUAGUUAAAGCAGCUGUGGCUUGCAGACUGCUCUGAGGUGCCCCAGAAGCACAGCUGGGGUCCUUCAGUGGGAAAAGUGACGGCAAGCAGCCUCCUCCUGGUCAGGCUUCCCUGAGAUGCAGCCUGCCAGGCAGGCAUCCUGUGUGGGGAGAGGGCACCACGGCUCCUUGCAGUGUGCUGGAGUCCUGGGGCAGGUGAGUCCACAUGGAAAGGGUGUUCCACUGGAAUGGCGAGGUGCAAACACCCCUGAAGUAAUAGAUUCAGGGAACCCGUUUACGGACAUGAGCUGUCAUGCUUCUGUUGUAUUUUGCACAUUUUUAGGAAGUCUUGUGAUCUCUUAGGAAAUGAAGGAUCAUGUCCACCGAGCACAAGGAUUAAACCUGCCCCCACCCCAAUAUUCCGUCCUGAAAUCAUUAUUUUAUUGCACUCUGCAGGAUGUGAAUCAAACAAGAGAACUCUUCUAAUUGGAUGCUUUUUCAGGAUGUAGAAUUUCCCCUGAAAGAUGGACAGCUGCGAAGGAGAUUGGGGAAAGUGUGAUAUGUUUCUAAAAGCUGUUGCAAUGCUAAGCACUGCUGCGAGAUGCUUCAGAAGGGUUCCUUUUGGCAGCUUGUUAAGGUGAUAAUAAGUAUCACAGCAGUGAAAUAUUUACACUGCCUUUCCAGAUGUGUGGGAACACCACUUCCAUCAGUCCCAGAGCUGUAGAUGAGAACUGUAGUCCAGCACCUCUGGAAGGCACCAGUUGCAGAAAGCUGAGCUGUACUUCGAGAACGGCCUGCCUGUGAAAACAGCUCUUGCUGAAAGGAGUAUUUUACUGUUUCAAACAAGAGUUGCUUAGAUCAAAAUGAUUUCUCUUGACAAUACUGUAUAAACUCAAAGCAGUUUUGAUGAGUCUCACUGUCCUUUGACUCAGCAAGGUAUUUCAAAUGUUGUGCGGUAUUUAGCAGCAUCCAAGAUAUGGAGUGUUGCUAAUCUGCAUCGGUUUUAUGCACUUUCCCCCUUUUACGCAAACGUCCCAUGGUCAGUCCACUAUCCCUUUGGCAAGCUUCAUCAGGGAGGGAUCAGUACAAGCUCUGGGGUGCCCUUAGGCUUGCCCAGCCCUUUGCGGGGCGGUACGACCAUGGAUGAAUCUCUCACCUAAGGUUGAGCUGUGCUAGCUCCUCUCUCUGCCGGAGGAACAUGGGAAGCCACCUUUUGCUGCAUUAGACCCUUGGCCAUCUAGCCCAGUAUUGCCCUCACGGGCUGGCAGCAGCCCUGCAGGGGUGCAGGCAAGAUUCCCUCCUAGCCCACCUGGAGAAGCCAGGACCUUCUGUGUCAAUGCAGCUGCUGUGUGACAGAACUGUGGUCCUUCUCCUGGGCCGCAGCGGCAACCCGAAGGCCGUGCUGCCGCGCCUGUGGCCUGCAGCCUCGUGGGGUUGGAGGGGGCCCAGGGGGAUGGAAUGGGAGCCUGCUCCCUCAGCUGCUGAUCCGCCUGCCCAGGUAACCUGACUCUGUCCCAGAAGGUGCAAAUCUCACCCAUCACUGCUGCCUGUUGCAGGUCUUGUCUCAGUUUUUGUUCUAUGGCAGCAUUUUCCCUGCCAAAAAGGAGGAUGCCUGGCAAAUGGGGGGCCAGCCACGGGCCCUUGGUACCCCAGUGGCACUCACCUGCUGCCACAUUCUGUCUCGGUCUCCAUGGCUGCCCCACGGCCAGGUAGACUAAGCGGAGAAACAACUUGCCUGCUUUUCAGUGUUGGGCAGACUUGAGAGAAAGCCUUUCAAAUCUGGCAUCAACCCUCAUUCAUAAGCAACCCAAAAACCUCAUGGCAAAUGUCUAAUUCUGUCAUUUCUUUCUUCUGGCAAAGGGGUGAGAGCUCUUAAUGAAAGCUUCUGACCUUACUAGUGUGCCAAGAAAGAAAGAGGUAUUAAAGAAAGAGGUAUCAUUUCCCUUGGAACAUUCCGAGGUACCACACUUAGCCUUUCUGGCAUCUCUGCUGUUUCCCAUCUGCUUGCAAGUUUCAAUUUUAGUGGUCAUGAGAAAGCUUUAAACUAAUUUGCCAUCCUUUUUAAUUCACAGGAUUUUUAAUUUAACUGUAACCCAAUAGAUGAAGGCUUCAAGAGCAAGCUUUUACUUGCAUUCUUUUAUCCCAUCACAAUAUCUUAUAGUUCCAAUGAGCAGCAUUUUUUCGUUGGCAUCUUUCUUGCCUAGUAUGAGCAAUAAAGUUACAUCCUUUUACAAAGGGAUGGAGAACAUGUGGUCCUCUGGAUAAUGUUGGACUCCAGCUCCCAUCAGUUCUAACCAUCAUGGUCAGGGAUACUAGGAAUUGGAGUCCAACACAUUCUCCAUACUUGUUUAAAAGUCUUACAAGGCUCUAAAAUGGCCUUAUGUUACUGUCUUUUGUAUGUAACCAAUCUUGACAAUGUAAUUUGAAAGGAAGUAUCCUUCUAGAUCUCUUCAGAAAUUAAUACAAGUCCUUUCCCCAUUCAGCACUAUAAUGCUGCACAAAUUCCCUUUCUAAACUUAACAAAAUAUCAUAUUUAGAUGAGCACUUUAUUUUUUUAAAAUCCAGAUAUGGUGGUUGUUAUUCCUAUCCAUCGAAUGCUUUCCUAUGUUGUCCAUAAUAAAGUGCCAUAUCUGAAAAUCCA